CUUCGAAACGCGAUGAUCUCAUCAGUCUUCGUUGCUUUGUCCGUCCUUUCUUUCUCAACUACACGCUCUGCUGCGAGCCACCACACUUUUUGUCCCGGUCUAUUGGAAAUGCUACACGAGUUCGCCGCACAAUUCCAUCAUGACAUCGGAUCUCGUUCCGACGCAGGUCUCGGCCUCGCAAGGUAGCUAAGCCGACUUGAUGGGCCUCAGCGGGGACGAAAUCGACUCUGCAAGCCUUCUCUUCUUCUUCCUGGGCCCGCUGGUUGCUUGAUUCAAUAAUGAGUGUUUGCGUCUCGAGUGUAGACGGGACGAACCCGCUCGCGUAAGCGAAGUCGGUGGACGAUCCGACGACCGGUGGUCCUUCUUACCUUCUCUCCUUCUCUUUUACCGUUUCAUCCGUUCAUAGUCGCCUUCAUUCCGUCUUCUUCUUUCUUCAAUGUCCGGCGCGCGAUUCGUCACGUACCUUCCCCUAGCGGUUGACUCGCUGCUCUACUGUGUCUACACCGCGCUCUUCCUACGAGCCCUGACCGUGCUCACUGCGCGGCAACGGCGCGCGCACAUGCGGACGCACCUCGCGUGUAUCAGCGCGUUGUUUCUGCUGUCGACGAUACACAUCGUGUGCGCUUACGUCUGGGCGCUGAUCGCAGACCGCGGUGCAACGGCCGUCUACUCGCUCUUCUCGCUCAAGGUGCCCACGCCGGUGUUGUUCGACCCGGGAGAUCCGAAGGCGGUCAGGACGCUCGCAGUGAUACUGCGGGUGCGGUAUCUCCUUUCCAACCAGAUCGCAGAUGCUGUAGUUAUCCACAGGUGCUACAUCAUCUGGGACCGCCGCUGGCCAGCCAUGGUCCCUCUGCUCAUCGCAUACACAGCCACUUUCGUCGGUGGUAUCUGCCACGUGCUCCCGUUGCCGGUGCGUGGCCAGCAAGCUGCCGUAGCAACCGCGGUCGCGUCAGCCUUCAUCACGAACGUCGGCGCGACCUCGCUCGCGGCAUUCCGGAUCUGGACCAUCUCCCGCCGUGCACGGGGCUUCCGUGAGGAGUCGAACCGGGUGUUCUACGCGAACAUCACUGCGAUCAUCGUCGAGAGCGGGCUAGUCUACCCCGCAGUGCUGCUUCUGACCUGCGUCCUGUUUCUCUUCCACGACACAUUCAUCGCAGUCCUCGUGGGCGUCGCAGCUGUGUACCAAGUUGUCGGCAUUGCACCGAUGCUCAUCGUCGUGCGCGUCGGGCUCGGCACCAGCACCGACAACCCCCGACCAACUGCGGGCAACCGUACCCACGUGACGACCAUCGGCAGCGCGCGGAACCGUAGUGGGGCUGCGGAUAUGCGCUUGGAGGUGAUCGUCCGGACAGAGGAAGAGGAGAUGUUUACUGAUGGCGAGCCGGUGCAAUACGUCGCGGCGUCGGAGGAGAAAAGCCGCCUGGACCUGGGCGCCGAUGCUGAGGAUGUUGGAGCUGGGAAGGGUGCGUGACCUCGGGCGUGAUCGCCGCUCUACGUGGGUUUGCGCUGGGGAACUAGGCCGCGGUUUACAUUGCAUAUUGCAUUUCAAAAUUUUAUUGGUGUAUAGGACUGUGGAUAAUACUUAUUACUGGUAGUUAUAUUCAUCCCAUGUGUCGUUUUCGUCUGUGGGAAGUGUAUUGAUAGUUUUUGUCCUAUUAUACUGACAAUGGCACAUCCGAAAGCUGAUAGCCUCAACUACCUUUUCGGCGGAGAGCCCUAUGUAAGGUUCUUGACACUGGAUAUUACAUCUGGAGCUGAAAUCCCCCACCAGUGAGCAAAAGAAUGCAACCAUAGUAGACACUACCAAAAGAUGACAAGAGUGGGAUUUGAACCCACGCCCCAUUGCUGAGAUGAGAAACCCACGUUAUGCAGGCAAGCGAUGAACACUUGAGUCACACUCCUUAGACCA
This is a messenger RNA of Mycena citricolor, 1909 nucleotides long. The record is from the annotation of a GenBank genome assembly. NCBI's taxonomy places the organism in Eukaryota, Fungi, Basidiomycota, Agaricomycetes, Agaricales, Mycenaceae.